This is a messenger RNA of Manihot esculenta (cassava), 1204 nucleotides long. RefSeq lists its product as uncharacterized. Bases 108 to 1037 code for a protein of 309 amino acids. The record is from RefSeq and is a predicted model, not a curated record. NCBI's taxonomy places the organism in Eukaryota, Viridiplantae, Streptophyta, Magnoliopsida, Malpighiales, Euphorbiaceae. The transcript has 3 exons.
ACGCUUAUGAAAAUCAAAAACCAAAAAAAUAAAAGAUAACGAAAAGGUCACUCGCACGUAGAAGACAGGGAAGACUGUCCUCCUAGCUCAUCCAGUUGAACAGCGUCAUGGCCACCGUAAACAAUCCUUCUCCUCUCCACUCUCCAAUUCUAAAACUCAAAUCUCUCCUCGCAAAACCCUUGUGCAUCAUCUCACCUACAUACCCAGGAUUCCUCCGCAGAGCCACUACUUCGCUGCCCAAGCCUCUGCUCUCAAAAUGCAGCAGCAGCAACAGCUCACGGGAAAGCGAAACCAGUAACAAUUUGAAAGAUGCGUUAUCUGGUAUGGUGGAUAAACAAGUAGAGGAUCUCUUGAACAGAGAAGACAAUAGGGCAUUGUUUGAUGGGUUAGAGAAGGCAUCGCAGAGGGUAGAACGGGCAAAAAGAGACCUUGCGGAGAUUGAAAGACAAGAGCUUGAGGCUAAGCAAUUGAGGAAUUAUAUCAAUCAACUUGAAAGCCGAGCUUCCGAGAUCGCCGAAUGUCAGCAGGAGAUCUUAGAGGCAAAAACCAAGGUUGAAGAAGCAGAACAGUUCCUGUCAGAGAGUAUAGGCCGAGAGGAGGGGACAAACAUAGAACCAGAAAGAUUGGAGUCCAUAAAGGCAGCUUCUAUAUCUGCAGUUGUUGGUACCCUUGCAGGUCUUCCUUUUUUCUUCACUCAGGUCACAGAUAUUGUGCAACUAGCGCUUCCUUUGGCAACCACCUUUAUUAGCUGUGCCUUGUUCGGGGUAACCUUUCGCUACGCUGUGAGAAGAGAUUUGGAGAAUUUCCAACUCAAGUCAGGGACCUGCGCAGCUUUUGGAUUUGUGAAGGGACUUGGUACACUGGCCGGAGGACCACCACUGGAGCUAAAUCCUGCAAGUUUAUUGUCCCGUGGUUUUGAUGGAGGAGUUUAUGUAUCCGAGAAUCUCCUGAUCUUUGCCUUUGCUGCGGUUAGCCUGGAUCUCUGCUUCAAGAUGGGGCUUUUAAGCCCCUUUCCUAUGCAGCAGCAAAAUUCAUAGCGUGGCUGUAUAUUUCAGAUAUCAUUAUAAAACCAUCAAAUUUUCACACUCUUGUCAAGAAAUUUUAGAUGAUAACAUGACUAGCUUUUUCUGUUAUGAACAACUGCAUACUAAGAAUGUAAAAAGAUGAUUUCUUUUUUUUGGAAGCAUAUAAUCACUAUAAUCAA